AAAAAAGAAAGCUCAAUAUAAACACAAAAAGUUACAGAUCUCACAAAUCAAUUCAGAAGAGAGCUCUGAAAAUCAGAAACCAGAAAGAAUCGAAUCCAUUUUUGGAACAAAUUGAAAAGGAUUCGAUCAAAAUGGUGUACAGUUCUUCAUACACUCCGACGUACUACACUUCGCUCCAUGAUUCCAUCACCACCCUCUGCAAAUCCAUCAUCCCCUUCUCCUUCAAGAAGCGGCGGCUGCCGGCCAUCGUGGCGGCGGAGCAGCGGCUUUCGAAGCAACAGUCCGACAACCUGAAGUGGCAGCAGGAUUCGUUUCACCAGAUCCUCAAGCUGAUGGGUCUUUGCAAGGAGGGAAUCUUGCCUGAGGAGGAGGUCUCGGCUUUCCGGUGCCACCUUCUCGACACUCUGGUUGUCUCGCCGGCCGAGCAUGAACAGUCUCUGAUUCUCAGAGAUAAGUUGGUCUUCUUGCAGGAAUUGCUAUAUGCAAAUUGUAUAUCAGAGGAAGAGUACCACUCGUCCAAGAGGCCUUUGUUACAGAGACUUGCAGUUCAGGGAGCUGAGAUUGAGGCAAGAGAUGUUGUAGUUGCAGCGCCAAAACAGAGUUCAGAGGAAGAGUGGUCAGUUAUCGACUUGAAGGAUGAGCAACGGAUGCUUACUCGAGAGAGCUCAAGCUCAAAAACCAAAUCGAAGCCCAGUUCAGCCAUGAAGCAGAUCAAAGGAGCAGCAUCGAUGUUUGGCUUCACAUCAUCUUCAGAUAGAACUGUCAAAGGGAAGGAAAACAAGGCUUUGAUCGAUCCUGAAGUCUGUUUCUCCAGGGAAAACCCCUUCUGGGAUAGUCAUCUGAUGGAGAGAGAGAGUGAAACCCGGUCUAUUCUCAUGGCAGAGAGCUUGCCACUGGGGUCCAUGGAGGUAGGGAGCAGGAGUGAGGGGGAAAAGGCGAAGAGGAAGCCGUUCAGGAAUCUGUUUCAGAGGGAGCAAAGAGAUGGACAUGAAAGUAGUAAUCUGGGGCAGAGUUCUGAAGAAAAUCUGUCCAAAGUGGCGAAGAAAAACUGGGGAUUUGAUGGGUUCAAGAAGUGGAAGAGAAGUGAUCCAGAGGAUGAAACAGCUCCUCUGCCUCUUGCUGAAAGAUCAGACGAUGAGGCAUUCAAGCUUGUUGAUAAUGCCAUUGGAGAGGGGCCUAACACUAAACACAUCAAGAAAAACUUGCAUUCCAAUGGCUCACCAUCGGACUUCUUCAUUGAUAAGGUUUUGGGAGAGAAGAUAAAGAAGGAGCUGUCGCGAAUCCAGAUUGAGCUGAAUGCUAAAAACCCGAAUCUUCAGUUCUCAAACGAUCAAAUUGAAGCUAUUUCAACCAGGCUCCCAGUUGACAAGGCUGACCUGAAAAACUUCUUUCCCAAGUCAUGGUGUGAUCGAUAUGGCGAUGUCGUGCUGGAUGUGGUGAGAAAAGAAUUUAAGGAACAUGUCGGAGAAAUGGGAAAUCUGCGAAAGCAGAACAGCUCAAGAAGAUGGGCAAAAUUUGACGAUGAAGAAAAUAGUCACCCAAAUCAUUUUGCUUCUCAUCGGGAGGGAAAAUAUGGCACGAUGAAGGAUGACCAUACUUACAGUGGGUUGAAGCAGAGCUCUGAAGCAGCAUUUCUCCAAGACCAGAAUCCCUUCUGGUCUGCAGAGCUUGGUUCUUCCACGCCAAAUUAGAUGAGAAUGCUCCCUACUUAACUAUGAAGAACAUUGUUCUUCAAACCUGGUCCUCUUCUUAUUAGUUGUAUUCCAGCUUGACUGAUAUAUAAAAUUCCUCUUCUUAUUC
Molecule: messenger RNA, 1800 nt
Organism: Diospyros lotus (date-plum)
Lineage: Eukaryota; Viridiplantae; Streptophyta; Magnoliopsida; Ericales; Ebenaceae
Exons: 4
Coding region: 132-1691 (519 amino acids)
Source: RefSeq, a predicted model, not a curated record